CUUUACUGUGUGUGCGUGAAACAGUAAUCCUUCAUAAUGAUGAGAACAGUGUAAAAUCGAUAGGAUCAUAGUCUGUGUAUCUAGACAUGUUCCUUAAACUGGAUUCCCAAACCAUAAAUCACAGGAUGGACUGAUAGGUCUUUAUUUAAAAGAGGUAUAUAAAGGAAAACUAGAGGCGACAUUUCCCUUUAAAGUUAUACAGGCUUGAAACACUGGAGGAAUGAAAGCCCAAAGUCAAAAGUGAGAGUAGAAAUCAAAUUCUUUGAGUUGUCCUUUGUAUUGCACCAUGACCGUGUCCUACACCCUCAAGGUGGCUAAUGCUCGAUUUGGAGGCUUUUCCAAGUUGCUCUUCAGAUGGAGAGGAAGCAUUUACAAGCUUUUAUACAGAGAAUUCCUGGUCUUCUGCGUACUGUAUGGCUUCUUCAGUGUUCUGUACAGGUGCGUCCUCAACGAAAAACAACAGGAACAGUUUGAGCGACUGGCACGAUACUGCAACAAGUUUGCUAAACUCAUUCCUAUGUCCUUUGUUCUCGGGUUCUACGUCACGCAGGCAUUUCAGCGCUGGUGGGGUCAAUAUACAAGCUUUCCACUGCCAGAUAAUCUCAUGAUGGUUGUAUCUGGAAAUGUUCAUGGCACGGAUGAAGGAGGGCGUCUCCUGAGACGCACUUUGAUGAGGUACGCCAAUCUCUCAUCUGUUCUUAUCCUGCGGUCCAUCAGUACAAGAGUACGCAAGAGAUUUCCAACUCUGGAAGACAUCGUGGAAGCAGGAUUCAUGACCAUAGAGGAGCUCAAGAAACUGAACCAUGUAUAUUCUGACUUCAACAAAUACUGGAUGCCACUUACAUGGUUUGCAAACCUGGCGUCAAAGGCAAGACGCGAGGGCCGUGUCAAAGAUGAUAUAGCCUUGAGACUGCUUAUGGACGAGCUGAAUAACUACAGGUCCAAAUGCAGCAUGCUUUUCCACUAUGACUGGAUCAGCAUUCCUCUGGUGUACACACAGGUCGUAACAUUGGCUGUGUAUUCCUUCUUUACCUCAAGUCUAAUUGGACGACAGUUUAUUAAAUCUGAGAAUCCUGAUGAUGUUCAUCUGGACCUGUAUGUGCCAGUUUUCACGCUACUGGAAUUCUUCUUUUAUGCUGGCUGGUUAAAGGUAGGGGAACUCAUCAUCAACCCAUUUGGUGAAGACGAUGAUGAUUUUGAAACCAUCCAACUCAUUGAUCGGAACAUUCAGGUCUCUAUGUUAGCAGUAGAUGACAUGUAUCAAAAUCUUCCACCCCUUGAAAAGGAUAAAUACUGGGUGGAUAAGGGUCCUUCUUAUCCUUCCAUCACAACAAAGCCGGUCUUUAUGGGAUCUACACAUGACAUGAGGAUUCUAGAGGAUGAAAAUGAAGAAUCUGUACCAGUCUCCAAAACAGCAGCAAUGCUUGCCGUCAACGUGUGGCCAACUUCAUACCAUGUUAAUAAACAACGGAGCAGAAGCCUACAAAAGCUGUGUCUUUGCUGCAAAGCAAAAUGCAAGGACAAGUCUUCUGUGAGAGCACUUGAAAUUCCUUUAAAGAGUAGCAUGCUGUCACCACCUCAAAUACAAGACGUGUCAAUGCAACAUGGUUAUCAUGAUGAACCCUUCCCUGAAGAUAUAGAAACAGCAAGCCAAGAUCCCUAAAUUGUGUACCGCAAUUUAACCUUUAUAAUCCUUACUUUAAUCAU
This is a messenger RNA of Paramisgurnus dabryanus, 1707 nucleotides long. RefSeq names its product bestrophin 4 (gene best4). The record is from RefSeq and is a predicted model, not a curated record. Gene Ontology annotation, molecular function: chloride channel activity. Lineage: Eukaryota; Metazoa; Chordata; Actinopteri; Cypriniformes; Cobitidae.